AUGUUUGGGCAGACGUCAGUGGUCAGUACAGGGGUCAGGCUCUGGCCAUUCAAUGUUAAGGGACCUGGAAUGACUGGGGAUCAGGUGUUUCACUUGAACUAA
Molecule: messenger RNA, 102 nt
Organism: Fibroporia radiculosa
Lineage: Eukaryota; Fungi; Basidiomycota; Agaricomycetes; Polyporales; Fibroporiaceae
Exons: 2
Coding region: 1-102 (33 amino acids)
Source: RefSeq, a predicted model, not a curated record